This is a messenger RNA of Echinops telfairi (small Madagascar hedgehog), 858 nucleotides long. RefSeq names its product homeobox B13 (gene HOXB13). Bases 1 to 858 code for a protein of 285 amino acids. NCBI's taxonomy places the organism in Eukaryota, Metazoa, Chordata, Mammalia, Afrosoricida, Tenrecidae. Gene Ontology annotation, biological process: regulation of transcription by RNA polymerase II. The record is from RefSeq and is a predicted model, not a curated record. Gene Ontology annotation, molecular function: DNA-binding transcription factor activity, RNA polymerase II-specific; RNA polymerase II cis-regulatory region sequence-specific DNA binding. The transcript has 2 exons.
AUGGAGCCUGGCAAUUAUGCCACCCUGGACCUGGCCAAGGAUAUGGAAGGCUUGCUGGGAACCGGAGGGGCUAGGCAUCUAGCCCCCCACUACUCGCUAACUAGCCAUCCAGCGGCGCCGACGCUGAUGCCCGCUGCCAACUAUGCCCCCGCGGAGCUGCCAGGUUCUGCUGAACCGCCGAAGCAGUGCCACCCAUGCCCCGGGGUGCCCCAGGGGGCGUCCCCAGCCCCAGUGCCUUACGGCUACUUUGGAGGCGGGUACUACUCCUGCCGAGUGUCCCGGAGCUCUUUGAAGCCCAGUGCCCAGGCAGCCACCCUGGCCGCCUACCCCGCGGAGACGCCCGCGGCUCCUGGCGAGGAGUACCCCAGCCGUGCCACCGAGUUUGCCUUCUAUCCGGGGUACCCUGGACCGUACCAGCCCAUGGCCAGUUACCUGGAUGUGUCGGUGGUGCCGACACUCGGUGCCUCUGGGGAGCCGCGCCACGACGCCCUGCUGCCUGUGGACAGCUACCAGCCCUGGCCCCUCGCUGGUGGCUGGAACAGCCAGAUGUGUUGCCAGGGAGAACCGAACCCGCCCGGUCCCUUUUGGAAGGCGCCAUUUGCAGACUCCAACUCACAGCACCCUCCGGAUGGCUGCGCCUUCCGCCGGGGCCGCAAGAAGCGCAUUCCCUACAGCAAAGGGCAGCUGCGAGAGCUGGAACGGGAGUACUCGGCUAACAAGUUCAUCACCAAGGACAAGAGGCGCAAGAUCUCCGCGGCUACCAGCCUCUCAGAGCGCCAGAUCACCAUCUGGUUUCAGAACCGCCGGGUCAAGGAGAAGAAGGUCCUCUCCAAGGUCAAGACCAGCGCUACCCCGUGA